GGUCCAGGUACUAAUAAGAAAAAUCUGAAAAUAUUUUUGGUCGGGAAUGAUGGAAAGGAAAUUUCUCUCUCUCUCUCUCUCUCCCUCCGGACGCCGCACUGAAGAUUGUUAGGUUUCCGACCAAAAUUGCAGGUUCGCUGCAAAAAUGAAUCCACUUGAACAAUUUAAGGACAGCAAUUCUCAUAUUCGGCCCCAAGAGCAUACCGCUAGCCCUCAGGCUAAAGAUGGAUGGAAGAAAAUGGGAUGUGAAGAAAAGAAGGCAGCAGUUCAUGAAGAAAUGAAGAGAAUGAACAAACUUCCUGCAAACAGCACAUAUGCAACUCAUCGUUUGCGGGUUCUCAACAAAAUCCUGCAACUUUUGUCCAUUCAGGUCAUGGAUGUGUCAUACCAAAGUAGUCUGGCCAAAAGCUUGCAUAAAAAUGGGAGAAUGCUCACAUCUCUAGCAUGCUUAGAUGUAAUGCUUGUGAAUACACCGUGUAGCUUACUCCAAGACAUACUCUGCCCCAACAUUCAACCAACAUUUGGCUAAUGUUUCUUUCAAUCGCAUCAAAGCGAGUCACUGCCUCAUUGGAUAGAACACUCAACCAUAACCACUCAGAGCACUCACAAAGACAUUUCUUUGUUCUGGAAAGAUUUGAGACUGGGAGAUGGUUCUUCUUUAUUCAAUCCAUUGUCGUGAGUUUCCUCUUCCUUUUUCCCAUUCUUCCUUUUCCUCUUCUUCUUCAUUGCUAGAGUGAAAAUUUCUCUUCACAGAAACUUUUCUUUGUUCUGGUAUAAUCAGAUAGUUUGUUUCUCUUAUGUUUUUCCCCUUGUGUUCAAUCUAAAAAAAUUAGGUCCUCAAGUUACUUCAAAUUGCUGAACCAGUUGAAACUGGUAAUUUCUAGGGCAUGGACUGGGCUUAUACUUUAUAGGGCAUACCUUCAUUUUUCUUGUAGUUCAAGAUUUUAAUAUCUCUUUUGUUGUUGUAGGGAACAAGGUUGAAUAUGUAGGCAUUUCUUUAUUCUGUUUGAUUUUCCAAUGCAUUUAUACAAAUUUUUUUGUGCAAUUAAAAAGCAAGUGAAGAAUCAGAUCGUGUUGUUCUUUCAAAGUGAUGUAAUUUACUUGGGAGCUUUUAGUUUUCAAAUGAGGUACUAUUUUUUCUAUAUGCCUUCUUUUUUGUUUGUGAGAUGGAAAUGGAAUGUACAAGUAAUCUUACAUGGACUUAGGUAUGAGUAUUGAGUACGGGUAAGUGUUAAAGCUUUAUUUCUUCUUAAAGUUAAACAUUAAAAUAUUUGGAUAUGUAGAACAUAUCCUGUACAUAUCCUGAACACUUGUAUAUAUAUUCUUAGAUAUUAUGAUGUAAAUUUUUUAGAAAUAUACUUUAAAUUAAAUAGAAAUUUAAGAAAAAUAUGAACUUUCUAUUUUCCAUCCAUGUCAUGUGAGAGGUAAGAAAUAUUUUUUUGUUAGCAACUGUGAGCUUCUUCUUCUUCUUCUUCUUCAAACAUUAUAUGAAUUAAAGGUACUAACUAUCUAAAUGAGGUAUUGAUGUCUGAAGCAUAUCCUAUAUCUUUAUCCUUGUUAUAUUGGGUAGACAUGGAUUAUUGUGGUGGAAAUAGAAGAGUCCAUUUAAGCACAAGUUAUUUAUGCUUAUUUUUUGUGUAUAAGGUCAUUGAGAUGGAAUGGUAUACAUGUUAUGUUACUUGAGUAUUUUAUUUUUUAUUUUUUGGUUUUAUGGUUUAUGAUCAUUGGGAUGAAAUAGAUGCAUUGUUUAUGUAUUUCCUUUUUUUUUUUUUUUUGAGGAAAACCUUAAGCAGAUAUAUAUUAAGAGUGUACAAAUACAUAAUCAGAAUUAGACAACCUGUGUAACCACAGCUAUGUAAGGGUGUUAUAAUUUAUUCGGUGGUAUAUUGUGUCCAAAAAUAGAUUGAGAUAGUUUGGUUAUAUAUAACAACAGAGACAAUAGUGAAGAGAUGCAAUAUAUAGUGACGGUAGAUGGUAGUGUUAGGGGUAGGGGUAGGGGUAGACCUAGAUUGACAUAGACUAGUGUAGUAAAUAGAGAUAUGAUUCUCCUUAAUUUGACUAAUGAAAUGGCCUUUAGAUAAAGUCGAGUGGAGAAGAAAAAUUCUUGCAGUCGAUCCUAUUUAAUGAGACUUAAGGUUUUGUUUGGUUUGGUUAUUGUGUCUAAAAUAGAUUUGUUGCAUAUAAUCAAUUUUGGUGCACUUGUUGCGAAGGUGGUUAGUGAAAAUCUCUCUCUCUCUCUCUCUCUCUCCUCUUCGUUUUGAGUAGGUUUAACUGACAAAGGGACUGACUUGCUUGAUAUUUUUUUAGCUUUAUUUAUGAGAUUCUCUUGUGAACUAGCUUUCCAGGAAAGUGUCAUAUGUUCAUAUCUAUCUCUCCCUCUUUCCUACUUGAUAUUUUCUCUAGCUUUACUUGUGUUUCCAAGAAAGUGUAGUUUUUGGUUAGGAAGAAAGUGACACACUGUAACGGCCCUCACUCUACUCUAGUCAUGCUUGCAUAUAUUACAUGAUCUUGUCUUGAUAUGUUGCAUUUUGCAAACCUUAUUUUGAUUUGCUUAAGAGUUUCUUGCAUGUUUUGUACCCUGCUUGGUGUGAGUUUGGCCGAGGUCAUCUUUAGUCUAGAACUUCCCUGGAACCAUUUUGUUUGACCUCCACCUUCGCCCUGACAUAUUGGCCGAGAUGUCAUUAUCUAGGCCGAGGUGUUCGUCACUAAGGCCGAAAUGUGUAUUAUCUGGACCGAGAUGUCACCUUUGCACCUAAGUGAUCUUGUCCUGGAGUGGUAUGACCUAGACCAAGGUGUGGCACAUCUAGGCUUAGGUGUGGCACAGCUUAGUCAAGUGUUGUCCUUCCUAGACAAGAUCAUUGUUCCCUUGCUUGCCGAUGUCUUGUUCUUAGCCGAGAUCAUUACCCGUCGGAGUGCCCAUGCCAUUUUGCUUGUAGAACACACUUUGUCAUAGUCUUGUCUCUUCGCUCAGUCACUUUUUAAGUAGAACCAAUCAGCUACUGCCAUGUGUCCCAACUGAGUGUUAAGUCAGCCAGCAGACCUAGAAACGUAUCAUUUUGCUAUAUGUCUUUGUUUGUGAGGAGGGAGAAGCUCUAGAAGAAGAAGAAGUCUUAAAG
This is a messenger RNA of Camellia sinensis, 3116 nucleotides long. The record is from RefSeq and is a predicted model, not a curated record. NCBI's taxonomy places the organism in Eukaryota, Viridiplantae, Streptophyta, Magnoliopsida, Ericales, Theaceae.